UCGGUUCCCGAUUAGCUUGUAAACACGAGAGACCGUCCUGAUUGUGUGUUUGGUAAAAGUGUCUCGUCAGCGAGACAGUGAAACAAAAAUCCUGAAUUAGCACUGUAAAACGUGAAAAUUUCCACAUACGAUUUGGUGCAACUCACACGGACCUAUCUGCAGAUGCCAUGGACAAUGACGAAUUCUCGCUGGAAUAUUUCUGUAGACUGUGCGCCUCAGAGGGGGUGGUUAUUCACCCGCUGUUUCCCCCCGGUGACGAGGACCCCAAAGACGAACUGGUCCGCAUGAUCGACGUUCUGACCUCGGUCACCCUGACCCGAACACAGGAUUCCAGUGCGGUCAUAUGUGACAAAUGCCUGCAGAUGUUGGAUCUGUUCUGCCAGUUCCGGGAGGAGUGCCUCCGGCAGGAUGUGAUGAUCCGAGCGCGAAGGGAACUGGAGAAGGAACGACUUGAGGAGGAGGAACGACGUUUGGCUGCAGAGCAGCAACAGUUGGCCGCGGCUGCUGCCCAAGCAGCUCAACAGUUGAUACCCAUCGAGCCGGACGUGUUGAUCAAAGAAGAGGAAGAUUCGGAGGAACCCCCAACGAUCGUCAUUGAUGACUGCAAGGACGAACCGGAUGACGAUGAGGAUGACGACGAUGAUGGGGAGGAACAGUCACAGUCAGCAGAUUCUAGUCUAGUAGUGGCCAACAACGGUAGCUUCCAGUCACCGGCCGAGAUUUCUCUUUACUCUCAAACGAGUAGCCUUUCGAUUUCAGUACAGGUAAAUCAGAUUUCCCUCGGUGGCAGCAGUCCCGGAUUGAUGGCCGGUUUGCCGGCACCAUCCGCGACGACACCACCAGCCAACGUUUCGGCGAUAGAAUCGUCCCGUCCCUCGCGGGUUGCAUUCCGCAAGGGAAAACUCGAUCCGAACAAACCCCCACCGGAUUGCGAGGUGUGCCAGGAGAGUUUCGCCACCCACUACGACUUCGAGCAGCACAUGGACAAUGUUCACGCGUGGGAUCGUGGCACCCGGUGCUCCCUGGCUUGCGAUCCCUGCCAGAUGCGGUUCACCAAGUCGUACAACCUGAAGCGCCAUAUGUACGAGGUGCACGGGGAGCUGGCUCCCGGUUUGACCGUGACGGCGUGCGAGUACUGUGGCCUGAAGUUCCUCCGGGGGUACACGCUGAACCGACACAUAGCCAAAGUGCACAGCAAGCACCGGAAGGCGAAAAAGGUGAUGAUCAUUAAGAGUAAGUAGACACUAGCGGGAUAUAGAUAAGGAAGGGAUGGGAAGCAAGUGGCCAUAUUCGAGCAAUGCAGAAUUAGUCGGUAUGGGAGGUUGAGUACAGAUACGCGUUGUGUUUUUAAGGGGGGGGGGGGGGGGGGGGGGGGGUGCCGUGUAUUCUCCGAUAUUUUUACUUCUAAUGCAUUUAUUAGGUUUUAUGUAUGUUCUGUGUAAGGAUAUUGUAAAAAGCUAGCUCUUUAUCAGAAACA
Aedes aegypti (yellow fever mosquito) is the source of this 1477-nucleotide messenger RNA. RefSeq names its product zinc finger protein 148-like. NCBI's taxonomy places the organism in Eukaryota, Metazoa, Arthropoda, Insecta, Diptera, Culicidae. Gene Ontology annotation, molecular function: zinc ion binding. The record is from RefSeq and is a predicted model, not a curated record. Gene Ontology annotation, cellular component: nucleus. The coding region runs from base 168 to 1241 and encodes 357 amino acids. The transcript is spliced from 2 exons.